Suricata suricatta (meerkat) is the source of this 448-nucleotide messenger RNA. RefSeq names its product major allergen I polypeptide chain 2-like. The coding region runs from base 1 to 276 and encodes 91 amino acids. NCBI's taxonomy places the organism in Eukaryota, Metazoa, Chordata, Mammalia, Carnivora, Herpestidae. The record is from RefSeq and is a predicted model, not a curated record. The transcript is spliced from 3 exons.
AUGAAGGGGACACUGCUUGUGCUGGCAAUCCUGGUGACCCAUGAGCUGGGCAUCAAGAUGGCGGAAACUUGCCCCAUUUUUUAUGGCAUCUUUGGUACAGUGGUCAGCGGAAGUGAGCUACUCAUGAAUGCCGCACUCGACACAGUCAAGGCUACUGAACCAGAAAAAGCAGCCUUUGGAAAAAUCCAGGAUUGCUACAAGGAGAAUGGACUCACAUCUGUGCUCUUGGAUUCAAAAGCCAUGAUAUACAUCACCUUCAACAAAGACUGCCUCUGACCUACCAUCCUGAAACAUGUAGCAGUUUCCAAGCUGAACCCUUUGGAGAGAGGAAUCUUUGCCACUUAUGCGCCAUCUGAGCUCCAUCCGCCUGCUGUUCUCCUUUACAUCCAAAGCUGGAAUCCGGACACCUGUCCUCAUCUAAUUCACUCUUAAUCAGGCUGACUGUAAU